Messenger RNA from Nannizzia gypsea CBS 118893, 2631 nucleotides. RefSeq lists its product as hypothetical. The record is from RefSeq and is a predicted model, not a curated record. NCBI's taxonomy places the organism in Eukaryota, Fungi, Ascomycota, Eurotiomycetes, Onygenales, Arthrodermataceae. The transcript is spliced from 6 exons. The coding region runs from base 1 to 2631 and encodes 876 amino acids.
AUGGCCGAAGCAUCGGAUACAGGUAAUGAGCGUGCCCAGCGCAUGAAAGCCCUUCAAAUGGCUGAUUUGGGCACUGCACGUCGUGAACACAUAUCAACUGUUGAUCGCCCAAACAAGCUUCAUCGAAUAGGUAUUCGGCAAAUUGAAGCUACUAGGGACUCCAAUCGAAAGGGGACUGAAGCGUACAACCUUGCCGAGACUAACAGAGAGAAAUUAAAUAGCUGGGCGACUUAUCAUGAAACGCUUGAGGAGAACAUUGACGCAGAAAAUCUUGAGCCAUUGCUAGAUGGACAAACACAUAGAAUGGCCCUUGAGGCUAGGAUCAAAGGAACUAAUUUAGACUAUCCUGUUAGCGCAAGCAGAGGAAAGAAGGCCACUCGCGGAGCUCUACACAGUGGACGUGGAGGAGGCUUCGCAGGAACUCGUGGUCGUGGAGGCACAACACAUUAUCCCAAUACCCGGAGCGGUGACAUAACAAGAUCGGACCCUAAUCGUUUGUCACCCCCUUCAAUCCCAACAGCAAAUAAGGCAGCUCUUGCACCUCUUCCACAGAAGCCUUUGGAUCCAUCUAAAGACUGCAACAACCCCCCUACCUUCCGUGGUAGAGCAGACAAAAAGAGAUAUGGAGUCUCAAGAAACGUACCUCCAGUUACAAAAGCCAGACGCCCUGUCUUCGCUGCUCCUCCGAGCAUCAAUUUCGAGUCCCUGCUCGCAGAUGGGGAUGACUUCAUGGCAGCUGUUACUGGUGUCCAAUUUGCUACAGUUGCAAAACCAGCACAGUCGCCAACCCCCUCCAAAGCCACUGAGGCGCCAAUUAAGGACCUGGAUGUAUCUCCCGUUCCCCCUAUGUCCCAGGGCUGUCCAGAAUCCUCUACAGAUUUACCGAAGGAUGCGACAGAGACUUCUCCGCAACGAACUCAGUCAGAGGUAAAGGUGGCUGCACCAUUCAAACCAAAAGUUGGUGCAGCUGCCUCAGCAACAAACCUUAUGCCAGUUGCACCCCUGAGAAUAGAUGUAUUUACAAAUCCUUCUGAGAUCCGUAAUAGUCAGGGAGCUGACGCUGUACCACUAAAGACAGACCAUGGAUUCGGCUCUUACCUACCACAACCACAGCACCCAACAGGCACAGACGAUCAUGAUGCUGACGACCUUUUCCUGUGUGCAUCACCUGAAGCCCCGGCUGCUGCUCAUAUUGAGAAAGACAACUACAAAACCAAGGGUUCCAAUGUUGGAACAAGCCUUCUUGAUAUCAGCGACGGGCCUGAAGAUACGAUACCACUGGCUAUACGAUCUGUUCCCAAGACAGAGCAGCCCCAACGAGAUGAAUCAAAGGAUGAAUCAAAUGCUCUCAAAGAAAAACUUGCAAAACUUACGAAAAUUCUCCUUGACCAGUCCUUACUCGACCCGGACGUUAUUGUUUACCUCCAAGAAAGAAAAGAACGCCUAGAGAAGGAGCUGGCGGAAAAGGAGCUAAUCAGCCAUCCAGAAAUUUUGAAGGCUCCCAAUCAUACCACCGAACCGGGGAACACGAAGCAUAUCCAGCCCGGCCCACCAAAUCCAGGAGCGCCAGUAGCUGCACAAAAUGCUCCACCUACUGUCAAUCUUCUCUCCGAUACCACUAACGGCAAUGCUGGCGAACCAGUUAAUCUCCGCUCUAGUCAAAAUGCCAAAAGCGAGCCAAACCCUGUUGAAGUAAAGAAUCCAAGUGUGCAAAAGAGUGCUGGUGACAGUGUCGGCCAGACAGCAAUCCAUGCAACACCUCAAGGCCCUACCACCAAAACUCAAACCACAUCUAUUAAAGAGGUUCCUCUAAUUAUAGGUGACCAUCUUCUUCCUGGAAGGCCUAUGAAAAAAAGUGAACCUCCUCGGCCCACUGCUCCGGCUUAUGAACCAAAGGAGCAACACCACUUUACAUUUUCUCACGCUCUUACAUUCCCAGGGAAUUUGAACCACAACAGCAACCAAUCUUCUACAUUCAACCAGGGCGCCCAGUGUAACGAACCAGUGGCUUUCACAUACCGCCCUACUUCAUGUGGCACUGCGCCUAUGGCGGCGUCGAACAUGGGCAAUCAAUCCGUCAAUAUUAUGCACAUUACUCCUACAGCCCAUGUUUCUCCAGUGGGCCCAGCUGGCUCCAAUGCUCCCAAAUCCCGCUUUAAAAUGAGAGAUACCCCUCAGUUUCCAAUUAGCGCCGCUACAAUGCAAUAUUACUCUGGCUCCUUGCUAGGAGAGCAGAUAAAGCCACUAACAUCUCCCAUCCGCAAAACAAACGAAAACAUAAGCCCUGCAAUGAACUUUGCUUCUCCACAGCCCAUAGAGCCUGAUCAGAAAUCAAGUGGCCAUAGCCGAAACCAGUCUUCCUCUCUUUCCCCUGUUGCCAGUACCUUUCGACCGGUUUCACAGAACCGUAGCCCCAUUCCAGCCGCAUUUGGUGCUACUCAUACUGGCCGUACUACAACCAACCAUCACUCCAGAUUUUCAUCUACUACUUCUGAAACAUUCCCCGAGCCAAAAAGCAUCUUUGUUGCUGAGAUGGCAAAGCGUGGAGUGUCUGUUUCUGGAGCCCCGGCCAACAGUGCGCUCGUUGAACGGAAGAGAAGCGGAAUGGAGGGCUCUAAGUAUGCUCACUAA